Hemibagrus wyckioides is the source of this 2092-nucleotide messenger RNA. It is a transcript of the gene cetp, whose product is annotated as cholesteryl ester transfer protein, plasma. The transcript has 16 exons. The record is from RefSeq and is a predicted model, not a curated record. Gene Ontology annotation, molecular function: phosphatidylcholine binding; triglyceride binding; cholesterol binding. The coding region runs from base 1 to 1509 and encodes 502 amino acids. NCBI's taxonomy places the organism in Eukaryota, Metazoa, Chordata, Actinopteri, Siluriformes, Bagridae. Gene Ontology annotation, cellular component: high-density lipoprotein particle. Gene Ontology annotation, biological process: cholesterol metabolic process; cholesterol homeostasis; triglyceride transport.
AUGAACAUUCCAGAGAUGAAGAGGAACACAGAGGGACCAGGUGUAGGAUUGCUCCUGCUUUUUUGUCUGGCUGGAGUUGGACACUCGUGUGUGGAUCCUGAAUCGGCCUACAGGCUUACCGGCAUUGUGUGUAGGCUCACAUACCCUGCGGCUGCUGUGUUAAAUGAAAAAACCACAGAAGUAAUCCAGGCUGCAUUCCAGCAUGCUAAAUAUCCAAGUAUUCAGGGGGAGAAGUCAGUUCCAUUCAUGGGCAAGCUGAAGUAUGGAAUAAACAAUCUGGAGAUCUACAAUCUAACAAUUGGAAAAAGUGAAUUUGAGCUGCAGGAGAAUGAAGGCAUUGCCAUCACUAUCUCCAAUGUAUCUGUUGUUUUUAAGGGGACCAUUACAUAUGAAUACGGGAGCAGUCUCUUCUCACUAAGCCAGUCACUUGAUUUUGACAUUGAGUCCCAAAGUGAUUUAGUCAUCAGUUUUAAGCUAUACUGUGGGAAAAGCAGAGUAGCUGCAGACACGUCUGAUUGCUACCUUACUUUUCACAAGCUGCUACUCCUACUGCAAGGUGACCGAGAGCCUGGCUGGUUGAAAAAAGUGUUUACUAAUUUCAUCACUCUCACAGUAAAGCUGGUUGUAAAGGGGCAAAUAUGUAAGGAAAUAAACAAGGUGGCAAAUAUCCUGGCAGAUUUUAUUCAGGACACUGCAGAGCAGUUUUUGAGUAAUGGAAACAUCUCUGUGGAUAUUGGUAUAACCUCUUCUCCCGUCAUCACCACCAAUUACAUUGAGUCUUACCACAAGGGUCUAGUAAGCUAUAAUAGCAGCACCUCAGCGAUCAAAGACUCUGUGUUUAAGCCAGAGCAGAUUUCAGAGGACCGCAGCCUAUACUUUUGGCUCUCUGAUGUUUCCCUUGACACUCUAAUAACGGCAGCAUACCACGAUGGACGAUUCGUCAAAAACAUCUCUAGAACAGAGCUCACUGACAUGUUCCUGAUACAGCUAUCCAUAGACAGGCCUAAUUUAGUGAGCAAGUGGCUAUUGUCUGAGGAACCGAUGCUAAGAGCAUGGAGUGCAUCAGUGCCUCGUUUCUGGACGACACCGCAAGGCUCAUCUGUCAGGGUAGUGGCUGCAGUGGAGCUCUCUUCAGCAAAGCAGGACAGUCCUGUGCUUUACUUUGAGACGGAAAUGGAAGUAUCUGUAAGAGCCUCUUAUGCUGAAAAGAAAGUCAUCCUGAAGGCCACACCAGUGUAUAUAUCUACAUCAAACUUUUCCAUCUCAGAAGGUGUUACUGAGAAGGGCUUAAGUGCUUAUCUUCAGGAAGCUGUUGAGAAGAUUGGGAUCCCUAAAGUCGGAUCCUAUCUAGAGGCAGCAACAACAGCAGUGAUGGACAAGCAGGGCCUCAAUCUAUUUGACCUCAUCAAUCCGGAAGUAAUACCAUAUAAUGGUUAUGUCUUGGUGCAGAUGGACUUUGGUUUCCCACAGCAUCUACUGGUGGAGUUCCUCAAGGAGAUGCUGGAGUAACUGCAGGCUGCUUAUAUAGACUAGUAUAUUUACAUUUGUUUACAUAUAUUAGUUUGAAAGAGCAUUUUUGUAGCAAGAAUUUUUGUAGAAGCAUACAUCCUGCUUAUUUUGUUACAGUAGUACAUUUAAUAUAUAUACACUUUAUACAUCAAAAAUCUGUGAAAUAUAUUAGUCCUGAUAACAUUAUGAAUUCUUGUGCCUUUUUUUUCCUACUUCACAAUAUUUGGGGUCAACUUCCAGGUUGUUGUAACCACACAAGCCUUAAUAUUAUGUCAUAUUGAUUAAAGCAUGUUAUUUCUUUCACACAAUGGUUUAGUAACACCUAUCAGGCCAGAAAAUAAUCACUGCUUAUCAUUGUAAUUUUACGCCUAAUUAAGACUAAUCAUAAGCUUGCCCAUGGUGACUGUUUAUGUGUAUUUAUGCUGUGGCAUAACUAAAUGACUUGCUGUACAUAACCUCGCUCAGGGAUGCAGUUUGUACACCCAUUUUGUUCAGCUUUCCAACUCCAUGAAAAAGCAUCUUCAAUUUUUGUUGUUCUUUAGUGUUUAAGCUCAUCAUAUUUGAAAUAUUAUCUUUAUAUUUA